Cuscuta campestris is the source of this 1029-nucleotide messenger RNA. Lineage: Eukaryota; Viridiplantae; Streptophyta; Magnoliopsida; Solanales; Convolvulaceae. The record is from the annotation of a GenBank genome assembly.
AAUCAGUGCCCGAAAGAGGUUAAGCAAGUGAACAUUGCUAGAGGCUCCGCGAGCGACGAGGAUUUGUUUAUCUGUUGUGCGGAGAGCAGUGUAGAUUCCUGGGUCAUGGAUUCUGGUGCUUCAUUUCAUGCUACCCACAGCGGUGAAGCAUUGCAGAAUCUAGUUGUUGGGGACUUUGGAAAGGUACGACUAGCAGACGACAGAGCUCUUGAUGUGACGGGCAUGGGUGACAUAGUGCUGAAGACCCCUGUCGGUUUCUGGACUUUAAAGGAUGUCAGAGUGGUUCCAGCCUUGAAGAAAAGUUUGAUUUCUGUUAGGCAAUUGGACGAACAGGGACACGAGGUGAAGUUCGGAAAUGGGCAGUGGAAGGUCGUGAAGGGAAAUCUUGUCAUGGCCCGUGGAAGGAAGAGAGGUUCGUUGUAUAUGGUCGAGUUACCAUCUGAGGGAGUGACCGUCCCAAUUCAGAAGAAAAAUGAAGUCCGGUUCACAGAGUCUCGUGGGCAGAAGAAGGUUUUCUAUACAAGAAAGAAACCCAGAGCCACAGGUCAGACUCAGGAUGAACGAGCGAGGAAAGGUUCAAUGAGACCAGUCAGAGGUAUCUGUGGCAGUGGGAGCACAGGUUUUGCUUCAGCCAAGGUUCCUAUAAGACAUUGGGUCCGGAGAACCAGUAUUCCAGCUGUUGAAACAUCUCCAGAAAAUUUCUUGCUCAGUAUGGAGAUUGUUUGUUUUCAGGAUGUUUUAGGAUCCGGCAGUGCGUGUGUGCAGUGGGAGCCGGUAGGGACUGAGGAUGAGUCAAAGGCAGUUCAAGCCAUGACUGAUGGGUUGAAACUUAGGAGAGUUUCAACAGAGUCUUCUCGAUGAUCAAGAAGGCUGGUGGCAACUAGAGGUGGUGGAAUUUUGAGUUCCGUUAUCAGAUUACAGAAGUACAUGUGCACAGUUGAAGCGCAGGUGAACAUUGUUCCGUGGCUUCAAGUGGGAGAUUGUUGAGUGUGAAGCCAGGAAGCUAGGUGGAAGCUAACAGGAAAUUGG